Molecule: messenger RNA, 5594 nt
Organism: Salvelinus fontinalis (brook trout)
Lineage: Eukaryota; Metazoa; Chordata; Actinopteri; Salmoniformes; Salmonidae
Gene: rnf180b
Product: ring finger protein 180b
Exons: 7
Coding region: 372-1934 (520 amino acids)
Biological process (GO): positive regulation of proteasomal ubiquitin-dependent protein catabolic process; serotonin metabolic process; norepinephrine metabolic process
Cellular component (GO): endoplasmic reticulum membrane
Molecular function (GO): ubiquitin protein ligase activity; ubiquitin conjugating enzyme binding
Source: RefSeq, a predicted model, not a curated record
GCUGUAACGGAAACCAUAGGACUAUGCCUGUCCUUUCUAAUUACGAAAAUAUUACAAACGAAUCUGCCAUUGCUGUUCUUGCUUAACAAAUAAAGAUAUGGAAUUUAUUGAAGUUAUUUCUCAGAUCAGCACCAUGGACAGCGUACCUCGCUGUGACCAGGUCUGAUGCUGCCACCUGGCGUAGACCUACUUGGCAGAGUGGAUUACUUGUGAAGUUUGGUGCAUCUGACGCUCCGUAACAAAAAGCAAUGACGUCAUUGUCCUCUAACUUUCGGACGAAUUUUUCUUCCAUGAAAUUGUUAAUUAAUCGUUUCGAAGGGAAAGCAUAGGAAUUUGGAAAUCCCAGAUCAGAACAACAGACAUCGGUCUCCAUGGACAUCCCAGGGGCGGUGGCUAUGCUCCGCUGCAGAAAGUGUCGUAAAGGCUUUGUAGACACAACAUGCCUGCAUCCGAUAGUGCCUGAUGAUGACACAACGGCAGCAGGUACAUGCAGUGUCUGGCACAUGAACGUUGAUACACUGCCAGAGUGGAUACUGACGUCAGUUCACCAGGCCCAGUGGACAGUGGGGAAGCUGAACUGCGAGAACUGUGGUGCUCGCCUGGGUGGCUUCAACUUUCUCAACAACACCAAAUGCUCCUGUGGUCAGGAGUCCACCGUGCACCUUAGCAAGAGUCGGGUCGACCAGGACCAUAAACGCUACCUUCAUGUGGUCAGACCGCAGACGACGAGAGGUAGGGGAGGACCGGGCUGCCUGAAGGGCGUGUCGGGGGGUUUUCACAGUGAGCAGGACAGGUCAGAGGUCGGGGAAGACUUUCUGGUUGGCUCACAGCUCUGCUGUACUUCUGUGUCCCGCCUUACCGCUGAGAGCCGACCAAUCACACCACACCCAGAUGCAUUUUUCCAGUUGGCUGACAUCAGAGCCACCCAAUCAGUUCCAUUGAGCUCCCCCAGCAUUGUUUCUCAUAUGAAGUCUGGUGCGAGGGGCAGGUUGGAACCCUCCUGUAGCUCUGGCUCCCAGACUGGCCCUGUAGAAGUGACUGAGGGAGAGGUGAGGACUGGGACAGAGCAGCUGCCCCAUUCACCUGUUGUGUCCUACACCCCUCAUCUAUUUGCAACUAGUAUUAUUAGGUCACCUACCUGCUUAUCACCUCUGACUAGAGAGGCCCCUGGUUCUCGUCUUCUCUCCCUGAGAGGGCCAGGUGUCUCACACAUCCCUGGGGAGCAGGAGGAGGACGUGGAGGAGGAGAGAAGGGGAACCCCCACAGAGCUCCAGGCCCAGCUAGUAGCCAACAAUGCUUCUCCAGCCAUGCAAAGGUUCAGCAAGAGAGAGAAGAACCGGCUGAAGAGCCAGAGGCGGAAACAGAGGAAGAAAGAGCGCUGGCUCCACUCCCAGGAACAGAGUGUGACAGGGCUGCUAACAGACAGUGAGGAGGUGGACAGAGAGGGCUACACCUGCGCUGUGUGCCUGGAUGUCUACUUCAGUCCCUAUAGCUGUCACCCCUGUGGCCACAUCUUCUGUGAGCCCUGCCUCCGCACGCUGGCCAAGAACCGGCCGGCCAACACCCCCUGUCCCCUCUGCCGCACCCUCAUCUCACACACACUCUUCCAGAAAGAGCUCAACCAGACAGCUAAGAAUUUUUUCCCGAAGGUCUACCACUCACGGAAACACAACUUUCAAAAAGCCAACUGUGCUAAAUUGCCUCUUCCCAACUGCCGAAAACGUUUCCGCAUCUUUUGGGGGUACCAGGGGCAGGUGGCUCCAGGGAGGUGGUGGCACUUUGCCCCAGCAGGCUUCGCCCUGGAUGCCUUGGACCUGGCCGACAUGCGCGGCUGGUUCUUCGAUAUUGACCUGGUCAUCAUCUACAUCCACUCUGUCAACUGGAUACUGGCCCUGCUGGUUCUUUGCUUUCUAGCAUACUUCUUCUUGUCUUGAGUGCUGUUCGUGUGUUUAGCCAGUGAUGGCUGACCUCUAAAAAUGGUACAGCUGGGGUUUCUGGGUGAUGUAGUAUUGUGCCUAAUAGUGCUUACUGCCAGGUAACUCACCUGUCACCUCCAUAUGUUAACUGGAAUCAUGAGCAGUCUUGAGUGGAACUGGAACUGUGAGAUGUUUUUUUGUUGCAGUUUUGGAGGUCAUAUAUAUAGAAAUACUAGUACUCACAUGAAGUUGUGUAGAUGGGCUUAUUUCAUAUUUUGUGAGAGUUUUACCCAAAAUGUUUUUACUGUAAAUCCAAAAUUGUUUUAUGAGGGGUAGAAGUGUAAUAGAAGUGAAAACGAAAGACCAAUAAUUAUUAUUGUUUAAAAAAAAAAUCAGGUUAGGGAAUGCACAGAUAUCUAUAAUAAUAGGCCUAUUUUGACAGAUGUAUGACCAGUGGGCCCGCUCUGUCAAGGACUUCCCUCAGGUCAUCAACAUGAAGGUAGCAUAAUCACAUACAGUACCAGUCAAAAGUUUGGACACACCUACUCAUUCCAGGGUUUUUCUUUAUUUUUACUAUUUUCUACAUUGUAGAAUAAUAGUGAAGACGUCAACUAGGAAAUAACAUGUGGAAUCAUGAAGUAAGCAAAAAAGUGUUAAACAAAUCAAAAUAUAUUUUAUAUUUGAGAUUCUUCAAAGUAGCCACCCUUUGUCUUGAUGACAGCUUUGUACCCUCUUGGCAUUCUCUCAACCAGCUUCAUGAGGUAGUCACCUGGAAUGUGUUUCAAUUAACAGGUGUGCAUUGUUAAAAGGUAAUUUGUGGAAUUUCUUUCCUUCUCAAUGUGUUUGAGGCAAUCAAUUGUGUUGUAACAGGGUAGGGGUGGUAUACAGAAGAUAGCAAGUCCAUAUUAUGGCAAGAACAGCUCAAAUAAACAAAGAGAAACGACAGUCCAUCAUCAUUCCUUUCAGACAUGAAGGUCAGUCAAUAUGGAAAAGGUCAAGAACUUUGAAAGUUUCUUCAAGUACAGUUACAAAAACCAUCAAGCACUAUGAUGAAACUGGCUCUCAUGAGGACCGGCACAGGAAAGGAAGACCCAGAGUUACCUCUGCUGCGGAGGAUAAAUUCAUUAGAGUUAACUGCACCUCAGAAAUUGCAGCCCAAAUAAAUGCUUCACACAGUUCAGCAGACACAUCUCAACAACUGUUCAGAGGAGAAUGCGUGAAUCAGGCCUUCAUGGUCGAUUUUGCUGCAAAGAAACCACUACUAAAGGACACCAAUAAGAAGAAGAGACUUGCAUGGGCCAAGAAACACGAGCAAUGGACAUUAGACCAGUGGAAAUGUGUCCUUUGGUCUGAUGAGUCCAAAUGUGAGAUUUUUGGUUCCAACCGCCGUGUCUUUUUGAGACGUAGAGUAGGUGAACGGAUUACCUCCGCAUGUGUAGUUCACACCGUGAAGCAUGUAGGAGGAGGUGUGAUGGUGUAGGGGUGCUUUGCUGGUGACACUGUCUGAUUUGAUUUAGAAUUCAACGCACACUUAACCAGCAUGGCUACCACAGCAUUCUGCAGCGAUACACCGUCCCAUCUGGUUUGCGCUUAGUGGGACUAACAUUUUUCAAAAGGACAAUGACCCAACACACCUCCAGGCUAUGUAAGGGCUAUUUGACAAAGAAGGAGAGUGAUGGAGUGCUGCAUCAGAUGAUCUGGCCUCCACAAUCACCCAAACUCAACCCAAUGAAGAUGAGUUGGACUGGAGAGUGACGGAAAAGCAGCCAACAAGUGCUCAGCCUAUGUGGGAAGACUGUUGGGAAAGCAUUCCAGGUGAAGCUGGUUGAGAGAAUGCCAAGAGUGUGCAAAGCUGUCAUCAAGGCAAAGGGUGGCUACUUUUAAAUAUAUAUUGAUUAGUUUAACACUUGUUUGGUUACUACAUGAUUUCAUAUGUGUUAUUUCAUAGUUUUGAUGUCUUCACUAGUAUUCUACAAUGUAGAAAAUAGUACAAAUAAAGGAAAACCCUUUAAUGAGUAGGUGUGUCCAAACUUUUGAUUGACAAUGUACAUCUCAUAUAACUAUAAACUUUUUAUUCAAUAUGCACUACAAGACCUAAAGUAUGUGGAUACCUACUCGGUGAACAUCUCAUUCCAAAAUCAUGGGCAUUAAUAUGGAGUUUCCCCCUUGCUGCUAUAACAGCUUCCACUCUUCUGGGAAGGCUUUCCUCUAGAUGUUGGAACAUUGCUGUUGGGUCAAGGGCGUUACUGAGGUCGGGCACUGAUGUUGGGCGAUUAGGCAUGGCUCACAGUCGGCGUUCCAAUUCAUCCCAAAGGUGUUCUAUGGGGUAGAGGUCAGGGCUCUGUGCAGGCCAGUCAAGUUCUUCCACACCUAUCUUGACAAACCAUUUCUGUAUGAGCCUCGUUUUGUGCACUGGGGCAUUAUCGUGCUGAAACAGGAAAGGGACUUAAGUUGGAUGCACAGAAUUGUCUAGAAUAUGAUUGUAUGCUACAGUGUUAAGAUUUCCCUUCACUGGAACCAAGUUGCCUAGCCCAAACCAUAAAAACCAUCCCCAGACCAUUAUUGCUUCACCAAACUUUACAGUUAGCACUAUGCAUUGGGGCAAGUAGCGUUCUCCUGGCAUCUGCCAAACCCAGAUUUGUCAGAGGGACUGCCAGUAAAGUGUAAUUCAUCACUCCGGAGAACGAGUUUCCACUGCUCCAGAGUCCAAUGGUGGAGAGCUUUACACCACUCCAGCCAACGAUUAGCAUUGCGCAUGGUGAUCUUAGGCUUGUGUGCGCGGCUGCUCAGCCAUGGAAACACAUUUCAUGAACAGUUUUUCUGCUGGAGUUGCUUCCAGAGGCAGUUUGGAACUCGGUAGUGAGUGUUACAACCCAGGACAGAUUAUUUUUACGCAUGUAACAGUAUAACUUUAAACCGUCCCCUCGCGCGAACCAGGGACCCUCUGCACACAUCAACAACGGUCGCCCACGAAUCAUCGUUACCCAUCGCUCCACAAAGGCCGCGGCCCUUGCAGAGCAAGGGGAAACACAAUUUCUAGGUUUCAGCGCAAGUGACUUAACUGAUUGAAACGCUAUUAGCGCGUACCCUCUAACUAGCUAGCCAUUUCACAUCCGUUACACGCGCUACACGCUUCAACACUCGGUGGUCCCGUUCUGUGAGCUUCUGUGGCCUACCACUUCACGGCUGAGCCCUUGUUGCUCCUAGAUGUUUCCACUUCACAACAACAGCACUUGACCGGGGCAGCUCUAGCAGGGCAGAAAUUUGGCAAACUGACUUGUUGGAAAGGUGGCAUCUCUAUGAGGCGCUACAUUGAAAAACCCUGAGCUCUUCAGUAAGGCCAUUCUGCUGCCGAUGUUUGUCUAUGGAGAUUUUAUACACCUGUCAGCAACAGGUGUGUGUGAAAUAGCCGAAUCCGCUUAUUUGAAAGGGUGUCCACAUACUUUUGUAUAUAUAGUGUAUUUUAGUGCUGUUGCAAUUUUGUGUUACAGGGACUCAUUGUAAUAUUUUGUCUUACCAGUGUGUCAUUCAGUGUAUUACCAAUGAUAGACAUCUUAUAUACAUUUUACAGAACAAAUUGCCAAAUCUCUGGUAAGUUAUGUGUCAAAUGUACAGUUUUCAUUGGUUUGCAAUUGUGGUGACAAUAAUACAUGGGGUUGCUUGCAGCCAACAGUAGUA